CUCAGCCAUUCCUUAUCGCCCAUUCCAAGCAAUAAAUAAGCAUAUAAUACGAUGGACUACUCCAAGAUGUGGCCGAUGCUUGUGUUGCUUAUCGCGCUCGCAAGUGACUGUGCGGCCCACGAGUGCUAUGUUUGCUCCAAUCAAACCGGAAACACGGAAAAGUGUCUGAAUACGGUUAAAAUCUGCCAGCAAGGGGAAGACGCCUGUCUGACGGAGAUUCGAUGGGGUAGCACGCCUUACUUUUCGCUUGGCGCCCAGAAGCAGUUCUAUGUAUCGAAACGCUGCGCCAAGAAGGAAAUAUGUCAGCGUAUCCGCACCAAACACAUGCCGUACUGUACGCAUAUCUGGUACGAGGACUGGACCUGUUCGGCCUGUUGCCUUGGGGAUCGCUGCAACUACUACGUGAUAAGCUCAGCAUCUUCGAUAACAUUAUCAGUAUUACUGUCGACGGUAGCGAUUGUCGGGGUGUUCCUGCGCAGCAUCAUGUGGAGUUGAAAAGGAUCGGCUUGGGUAGAAAUCAACAAAUGACGUGCCUCUAUUAGCCUCGGCUGCUCUCGCCGUAAUAGCCUUUUUCAGCGAAUCUCUAGAAUGUAAUAACUCGAAUCCGUCCAUUUUGUCUCAUCUUGUUGUUCAAACGUGAACAGAUAAUAUUCGAAAUAUAUA
Anopheles nili is the source of this 663-nucleotide messenger RNA. RefSeq lists its product as uncharacterized. NCBI's taxonomy places the organism in Eukaryota, Metazoa, Arthropoda, Insecta, Diptera, Culicidae. The record is from RefSeq and is a predicted model, not a curated record. The transcript is spliced from 3 exons. The coding region runs from base 52 to 495 and encodes 147 amino acids.